Molecule: messenger RNA, 2106 nt
Organism: Anguilla rostrata (American eel)
Lineage: Eukaryota; Metazoa; Chordata; Actinopteri; Anguilliformes; Anguillidae
Product: dicarboxylate carrier SLC25A8-like
Exons: 8
Coding region: 350-1279 (309 amino acids)
Biological process (GO): response to cold; adaptive thermogenesis; mitochondrial transmembrane transport
Molecular function (GO): oxidative phosphorylation uncoupler activity
Source: RefSeq, a predicted model, not a curated record
AUGCCAUCUACAGCUCGUCAGAAGAGGUGUCUAUAAAUUGCAAGGGACUUCCAGUGUCUCAAUGCUUCACAUGGAACACAACACACCUUGAAAAUAACGCAGGACGGAACUGGAUUAUCUCUGCUUUAAUUUUUGAAUUCAAAAAUUGGAUUACAAUACGUAAUUUAAUCAGUGAGUGUAAUGCUGCCCUUGAGCAGGACCUUGUGCUGGCAAACACUUUCCACAGAGAAGCUCAGAUAUUUGAACCAGUGUCCUACAGGGUCUUGACAGGACUGCACUGCAGUUGUUCUUUGUUAAGUUGAGAAGACAGAACCAUAACCACUACAAUCAAAGCUGUUCUGAUGCAAGCAUGGUUGGAAUCAAACCCACAGAACUGGCACCAACUGCCACCAUAAAGUUCUUUGGAGCUGGAACUGCAGGAUGUAUUGCGGACCUUAUCACAUUCCCACUAGACACUGCUAAAGUCAGGCUGCAGAUACAAGGAGAGGCGAAGGCAGUGGAUGGGGCCAAAGGAGUGAAGUAUCGCGGUGUGUUUGGCACCAUUGCCACCAUGGUGCGCACAGAGGGGCCCAGGAGUCUGUACAAUGGGCUGGUAGCAGGGCUGCAGAGACAGAUGAGCUUUGCCUCAGUUCGUAUCGGGCUCUACGACUCCAUGAAGCAGUUCUACACCCGAGGAUCAGAGAACGCCAGUAUUGUCAGUCGGCUGAUGGCGGGCUGCACAACAGGGGCAAUGGCUGUGGCAAUUGCUCAGCCGACAGAUGUGGUCAAAGUACGUUUCCAGGCCCAGGUGAGACCGGCAGAUGGGGUGAAGAGGUACAACGGCACCAUGGAUGCCUACAGGACUAUCGCCAGGGACGAAGGCAUCAGGGGACUCUGGAAAGGUUGUAUGCCUAAUAUAACACGCAAUGCCAUUGUGAACUGCGCAGAGCUGGUGACCUAUGACAUCAUCAAGGAGCUCAUUCUGAAAUAUGACCUCAUGACAGACAAUUUGCCCUGUCACUUCACUGCCGCUUUUGGUGCUGGUUGGUGCACCACCAUUGUGGCGUCUCCGGUUGAUGUGGUGAAGACUCGUUUCAUGAACUCUACUCCCGGCCAGUACAGCAAUGCCAUAAACUGUGCAGUCACCAUGCUGACCAAGGAGGGACCCACUGCUUUCUACAAAGGGUUUAUGCCAUCCUUCCUUAGACUGGGCUCCUGGAACAUUGUAAUGUUUGUCUCCUAUGAGCAAAUCAAGAGAGCUAUGACUAUAGCACAACAGUCCUGGGAAUCCCCCUUCUGAACUGUGAUUCCUUUACCGUAAUCAUAAUGCUGGACAUCUUGGGAACUGUACAGGAUCACUGGUGUGUAACUGCUUCCUGUUCCUGGGGCAUGAAGAUGCCAGACUUGCAAAUAAAACCACUGGACAGGAUAGUAGUUCAGAGCCCAUGAGAGGACCAGAGGCAUUGAUAUCCUCAAGACGGACACUCACAGUCCCUUUUUGUGUCAUCUUUAUCACCCAGGCAUGGGAGUCUCCUUCUAUCUGUAAAAGACUGUACAGUACAUGAAAAUAAAUGUUUACAAGUAAUUUUUUAAAUUACUUUUUCAGUUUGAACAUGGCAUUGUGUUUAGAUGAAGGUUUUGUGUAUCGCUGGCCGAUGUUACCCAGGUAUAAAUCUAUGUGUGUAUCCAUUGCAUAAUUAUAUGUUUACAGUUGGUGCAAUGUAAAAUGCUCUGUGAGUAAUGUUCUUUUUUUGUAAAUCUCUCUGGGUAAGGGCAUCUGCUGAGUGAAUGCAAUGAAUGAUGAAUGAAAAAGAAAACUGCAGAUAAACAAAAUGAAAAAAGUAAAUGCAAUCAAUUAAUCUUACAGUCUGGAUUUAUGGAUUAUGCUGUAUUACAAUAGCAUACAAUGGUUUAACAAAAGCGGCUUGAACCAUUUGAAUGUUUCCUGUAAAACAGCACUUAGCCCUACUGCUGCUACAUAUGGCAAAGUGGUGAGGCCAGUUCAUUCCAGGUGGAUGCAGAUUUGGGUUGAAAAUCUGUAGCGGGACACUGCUAUUGUCCCACCAGUCACUUACUGUAUGUUUCUUUGGAUAGAAGCGUCUGUCAAAUAAAUGUAAAGUAAUAUAA